Molecule: messenger RNA, 1938 nt
Organism: Micropterus dolomieu (smallmouth bass)
Lineage: Eukaryota; Metazoa; Chordata; Actinopteri; Centrarchiformes; Centrarchidae
Product: ankyrin repeat and SOCS box protein 15-like
Exons: 7
Coding region: 154-1494 (446 amino acids)
Biological process (GO): intracellular signal transduction
Molecular function (GO): protein binding
Source: RefSeq, a predicted model, not a curated record
CUCUGCACAGGGCGGUGGUCCAGCCUCUGGUCCUGGUCCUGGAGACUGUGCUGUACGGUGGCGUCUUUCAAUCUGACUCUGGAAGAAAAGACUUCGGAGGGUGAGACCUUCCUGACUUUAGCAGUGAAAGCUGGUUUGGUGGAAAAUGUAAAGAUGCUGCUGGAUCACGGAGCUUCUCCUCACACCACCAACAGCAAGAACGAAUCCGCUCUGCUUUUAGCAGUCAGAGCUGGAUCUUAUCAGAUGGUUUCCGGUCUAAUAGCUGGAGGAGCUCAGGUGGAGCAGGUGUGUCUGAAGAAGUGGACGGCCAUGCACGAGGCCUCCAGGGUUGGCUGUGCUCAUGUUGUGGAGCUGCUGUUACAGAACGGAGGUCAGGUUUCAGAGACAGACCAGCAUGGAGUGACUCCUCUGGGCAUCGCUGCGGAGUACAGCCACCCUGAAGUCCUGGAGCUCCUCAUCAAACACGGUGCUGAUGUAAACGCCCAGGCGCCAAACGGCGACAGCGUUCUGUACGACGCUGCAGGUUCGGGAAAUCCAGACUGCAUCGACAUCUUGCUGCAGCAUGGAGCAAAUCCCAACAUCCACAACCUGAGCUUCCAGCUGCCAAUCCACCAUGCUGCUUACGAAGGACACUACCUAGCUUUGAGGAUUUUGAUCCCGAUCACCACUAGGCGGGCCCUGCGGCUGUCCGGCCACAGCCCUGUCCACUCUGCUGCUGACGGAGGCCACGUCCACUGCCUGGAGCUCCUGCUGCAGAAAGGUUUUGAUGUGAACGCGCUGUUAGCCCCUCACAUCUCUGAAAAUUAUGGAGACAUGAGGAGAAGCCCGCUGUACUUUGCUGUCUCCAACGGGGAUGCAACCUGUACUGAGAUUCUGCUGAAGUCAGGAGCCAAACCUGACCUGGACCCGCUGUGCUGCCUCCUUGUGGCGGUCAGGUCAGGGCGCUAUGAGAUCGUGAAGCUGCUGCUGGCGGCCAAGGCAGACGUUAACUGUUACUUCACGGUGCUGAACGACACGGUAUUCCCCACAGCGCUGCAUUACUGCCUGAGGGACGAGGUGAUGAUGAGGCUGCUGCUCAACAACGGCUACGAUGCCGGGAAGUGUUUCUGUUGUAACCAUGACGACGACUGGGAGGACCUGAGCGAGUCUGAUUACUCACAAAAUCAGGAGGAAAAAGUUGCUUUUUGCGAUUUCAUCAGCGUCUCCUGGCUGGUGAACCUGGUGGGCCGAGUCGUGUCGAUCCUCCUUGAAUAUGUGGGUCAGGUUUGUCUUUGCAGCAAGCUGACAAAGAUCCUGGAGAACCAGAAGGAGUGGCCUCACAUUCACAGGACCAUGCGUAACCCUCGUUCUCUGUCGCACCUGAGCAGAGUGGUGAUCAGGAAACACCUGAGCUGCAGCGGUCUGAUGUCCGUCCAGCUUCCCAAUAGGCUGAAGGACUACCUGCUGUUCAAAGAGAACGACCUGUACGCCAAAAUCAUCUGCAGGGAGGACUGAAGGGACGACGAUUUCUAUCUUAUAUUGAGUCUUAAAUGUCAGUGAUGACUCUUCUUGUUUUUUGUUUGUUUCCUUUUGUGUUUUGUCUAACAGGGCCUGUACUUAUCAAACUGCUACAAAUUACACUUGAGAAAGCCCCAAGGAGCCAACAUAGGAGACACCUUUAAGAGCAACUUUCAAGUGAUCACAUGAUUGAUCACAUGUAAGCAGGAAUAGUCAAAUAGGGGCAAGGACCGUGUCCUAAAUCCAUUCAGCAUACUAAUUCAAAGCAGGUUUUUAGUAUAGUGUGUUCACACUGGAAAAGUAACAAUGAAUUUUACUAAGACCAGUCAUACGGUUGAUACGUUUCUUUCUACUGCAACUCACAAAGGAAAUGGAGGCGCUUAUCACAGCUGGAAAAAAAAAAUCAUAAAUUAGGGAUGGCAGUGAAUAAGUUCAAAAGGA